ACGAGUCUCUAUCAAUUUGAUGAUAAGCCCGAAAGUUAUAGAGCCUGGAGGUCAUCAUUUGACAACGCUACUUCAAACAUUGGACUAACUGCUACUGAAAUGCUAGAUUUAUUGGUGAAGUGGCUCGGGCCAGAAUCCAAAAAGCACGUUUUAAGAAUACGCUCAGUACAUGCUAGUUAUCCCAAUGUUGCUUUAGAAAAGGCUUGGACACGCCUACAAGAAUGUUAUGCUGCACCUGAAGUGACAGAGAGGUCACUAUUCAAAAGACUUGAUGAUUUUCCUAAAAUAGCCGCAAAAGAUCACGCAAAACUGAGAGACUUGGGUGACUUACUCAUGGAGCUUGAAGGUGCUAAAGAAGAGGGCUAUUUGACAGGCUUGUCGUAUCUCGACACAGCGAGAGGCAUUGGGCCUAUAAUAGAAAAACUGCCUUAUGGGCUGCAAGACAAAUGGCUCUCAGUCGGCUCAAAAUUCAAAGAAGAAAAUGAAGGGCUCUUUCCUCCAUUUGAUUUUUUCACCCACUUCAUUGUUACCGAGGCACGCAGGCGAAACGACCCAAGUUUCAUGCUUAAUUAUGAGCCACCUACAAGGAAUUACAAAGCAAAAAUAUCCGUUCACAAAACAGAAGUAGCAACAGAAAUAAAAAUGCCGACGAAUUCACGCACAACCCACACAGAAAAGAAAAUUGACAUUUCAGAGAAGAAUUGCCCAAUUCACAACAAAGCGCACCCUUUAAAGAAGUGCAGAGCGUUCAGAGCAAAAACCAUUGAAGAGAGGAGAACCAUCUUGAAAGAAAAUGGAUUCUGCUUCAAAUGUGUCACCCCAAGCAGCCAUCUUGCAAAAGACUGUAAAGCUAAAGUAAAAUGUAUCGAGUGUGACAGCGACCGACAUGAUACUGCGAUGCACCUUGGACCGCCUCAGGUCACCACUUACACUAGGCCUGCUCCCCCAGCAAACGACGGCGGGGAGGAGGAAGAAACCACUACUGACGACGCGGUUAGCUCACAAUGCACCCAAGUGUGUGGCGCAGCGCAGACAGGCAGAUCCUGCUCUAAAAUCUGUCUAGUCCGAGUCUACCAUCAAGGUCAGCGCGAUAAAGCAGCAAGAAUGUACGCGAUUCUCGACGACCAAAGUAAUCGCUCACUAGUCCGUUCAGACUUUUUUGAAUUGUUUCAAAUAAAGAGCCAACGUUUUCCAUAUCGAUUGAGAACUUGUGCCGGGCCCGUCGAAACAUCUGGCCGCAAAGCUGAGGGUUUCCAAAUGGAAUCCCUUGAUGAAAAGAUUGUCCUCUCACUUCCACCUCUCAUCGAGUGCGACGAUAUAUUGAACGACCGCUCCGAAAUCCCCACUCCGAACGCAGCACGAGCCCAGCCUCAUCUCACAAAGAUCGCCCGAUACAUCCCAGAGCUUGACCACAAUGCAGAAAUUCUAAUGUUACUGGGCAGAGACAUACUUAGAGUUCACAAAGUCCGCCAGCAAAUUAAUGGACCGCACAACGCACCUUUUGCGCAGAAAUUAGAUUUGGGAUGGGUUCUAAUUGGGGAUGUAUGUCUGGGAAAUGCACACAAACCCGCUGUAAACGCAUACAAAACAAAUGUGUUGGAAAAUGGUCGUCCAUCAAUCUGCACACCCUGCAACAGUUCUCUGAGGCUGAAAGAGAAUGCAUGUCAAGGCGGGGAGCAACAAGCAUUAGAAGGUCUUCGACACAACGUCUUCAAUGAAACGAGCGUCGACAACAGAACCGGCCCUUCCAUGGAAGACACAAUCUUCUUGGAGCUGAUGGAAAAAGAAAUGUUCAAAGAUAAGUCGAAUCACUGGGUUGCACCCCUGCCAUUCAAGCUGCAACGUAAACUGCUCUCCAACAACCGUGAGUAUGCAUUGUCUCGUCUCAACUCGCUGCAAAAGACUUUAAAGAGAAAGCCAAAGGUGAGAGAUCAAUUUGUUGAAUUCAUGAACAAAAUCUUUCAAAACAAGCAUGCAGAAGUGGCCCCACCAUUGACAGAAAACGAAGAGUGUUGGUAUCUGCCCACCUUUGGUGUUUUUCAUCCACAGAAGCCCGAAAACAUACGCGUCGUGUUCGACUCCAGCGCAAAACAUUUAGGAACGUCACUCAACGACACACUCCUCAAAGGCCCCGAUCUCAACAACUCCCUUGUAGGAGUGUUGAUCCGCUUUCGAAAGGAACAAGUCGCUGUGCUUGCCGAUAUUCAGCAGAUGUUCCACUGCUUUCUUGUUCGUGCAGACCAUAGGAAUUAUCUCCGAUUUUUAUGGCAUAAGGACAAUGACACCUCAAAAGAAAUCAUCGACUACAGAAUGAGAGUGCACGUCUUCGGCAAUAGUCCUUCUCCAUCUGUAGCCAUCUACGGGCUCAGGAGAGCCAUACAGGAGAAUGCGCACAAAUAUGGAGCUGACACAGUCAGGUAUGUUGAACGUCAUUUUUAUGUUGACGAUGGCCUGAUCAGUGUUCCCACAGACAAUGAAGCUAUUAGUCUGCUACAAAGAACCCAAGCAUCCCUCGGUGAGUCUAAUUUGAGAUUGCACAAAUUCGCUUCAAAUUCUGACAAUGUCUUGCAAGCGUUCGCACCAGAAGAUCGUGCAGUCCUGAAAGACUUGGACUUAAGCGGGGAAACUAUGCCUGUUCAACGUAGUUUGGGCAUGCUUCAACAGCAUCUUCGAUCCUCUGGGCAUCCUCGCUCCGGUCACCAUUGAAGGUAAAAGCUUGUUGAGAGAAUUCUGUGUGGAUAAAUGUGAUUGGGACGAUCCUUUGCCAGAAGCAAAAUUGAAAGAAUGGGAGACAUGGAGAGAAUCCUUGGAUGAACUGAACAAGCUGCACAUUCCACGUGCAUACAGUCCGAACGC
This is a messenger RNA of Corythoichthys intestinalis (scribbled pipefish), 2856 nucleotides long. RefSeq lists its product as uncharacterized. The coding region runs from base 100 to 2706 and encodes 868 amino acids. Lineage: Eukaryota; Metazoa; Chordata; Actinopteri; Syngnathiformes; Syngnathidae. The transcript is spliced from 2 exons. The record is from RefSeq and is a predicted model, not a curated record.